Oikopleura dioica is the source of this 1239-nucleotide messenger RNA. The record is from the annotation of a GenBank genome assembly. Lineage: Eukaryota; Metazoa; Chordata; Appendicularia; Copelata; Oikopleuridae.
AUGAAGAUUUUGGGCAUUACCUUGGCAGCGGUCAAUGCUUUGAGUGACAGCGCUGCCAACUAUCUUAUGGUCAAUGAACUCAACUUGUGUCAUAUGCGAGGACGAGGCCACCAAGAAUGCAUGGAACACAUCCGAAGCCAAUUUGAAAGCCUUCACGGUGUCACUGUAACUUGUGGCUUCACCACUGAUGGCAAAAACGUCGCAGGCAUGGCAUUUUGGUUUGCCAGCAUUGAAGAGUACGGUGCCGUCAGCUGCGGUGAGCUGACUUACAGUGGUAUCAACUCUGCUGCUCUUAAACGGGCAUCCGAUGACGCAGCCGCCUGGGGCUCGCCUUGCUAUUCCGAGCAUGGUCUGAAGUUCAACACUUGUGCUGGCAUGUUUAUCUCCCAGCGAGCCUCAGAGUGGUGCCCGAAUUCGGAUUCUCACAACAUUAUUGUCUCGGAUCCAGCUUACAUCUACGUCAGCGGCUACUCUUUUGACUUCACCUAUCCGGGUGGACAAAUCAAUGUGUUUGUCAGAGAUUAUUUUCUCAUUUUGUCAGUUUUCGGACACGGAAUCGCCAUGACUCCUCUUGCUUUUAAGCUUCUCGUCGGGGCUAUCGUCGGUUCAUUAUUCAGCUUUUUCUAUAAUUUUGUGUGGAGAUCCGUUUUUCCACUGGAGACUGGUAAUGAAGUUCCCGCAUGCGGCGAGGGAUUCUUCUUCGAUUCAGAGGCAAAUCAGUGUAUCGUCGAGAAAACUGAGGAGCCGGCAACUGGUGCUUUGAUUUCAUUAUUCGGCAGCCUUCUGGGUUUCGUCCAGGGAGAGGAAGAAGUCAAGAGUGUUGUACCCUACUGCAAUGAAGGUUUCGAACUCAAUGACGAAACCAACACCUGCGAAGAAAUUGAAACAUUUCUUGAUGCCACCGCAAAAUGGCUUUAUGAGCAGCACAGAGGUUUUGUCAAUAGCUACACCGAGAGCGAUUACAUGACCAAUCUCAACACUCUUGUUGGUCUCGCAUGCUUGGUUUGUGCUGGCAGUUUCCUAUUCACUGUUUCUCUCGGCUGGGUUUUCAAGCAAUUCUUUUCCAAAGCUACAAAAAAUAACAUCGAAGAACAUGAGGUGAACGAAAACGACGACGAUUUUGUUGCAAACGAUACUCCACGAAACGGUGAGUACUACGCGAAAAUCGCCCGGCGAAUUCAGGAAGCUGAAGUUCCUCCACUCGCUGCUGGCGCUAACCAAGAAGUCGACACCGAGUGA